UUUGUCUUUGCUGUAAUUGGAAUGCUUAAUAUCCUUAUUUUCUUUAAUGUUGGACAGGUAAAAGGUGAGCCAAACAUUUCUUACAUCUGCUCUAGGUAUUAUCGAGCACCAGAGCUUAUAUUUGGAGCAACUGAGUAUACUACAGCUAUUGACAUUUGGUCUGCUGGCUGUGUUCUUGCUGAGUUACUGCUUGGACAGCCUUUGUUUCCUGGUGAGAGUGGAGUCGACCAGCUCGUGGAGAUAAUCAAGGUUUUGGGCACUCCUACAAGGGAGGAAAUCAAAUGCAUGAACCCUAACUAUACAGAGUUCAAAUUCCCUCAGAUUAAAGCCCAUCCAUGGCACAAGAUAUUCCACAAGCGUAUGCCUCCAGAGGCUGUUGAUCUGGUUUCAAGACUACUACAAUACUCCCCUAACCUACGAUGCUCAGCUGUGAGUACAUUAAAAUCUCAGUUUUCCAAUAUCUUAUUUUACCAAUUUACCAGCAAUCUUGCACUACUCCAUUGGGAACAUCUUCACUAGGCUGUGUAUGAUAUG
Messenger RNA from Quercus robur (English oak), 534 nucleotides. RefSeq names its product shaggy-related protein kinase gamma-like. Gene Ontology annotation, cellular component: cytoplasm. The record is from RefSeq and is a predicted model, not a curated record. Lineage: Eukaryota; Viridiplantae; Streptophyta; Magnoliopsida; Fagales; Fagaceae. Gene Ontology annotation, molecular function: protein serine/threonine kinase activity; ATP binding. Gene Ontology annotation, biological process: protein phosphorylation; signal transduction. The coding region runs from base 22 to 519 and encodes 165 amino acids. The transcript has 4 exons.